CGGUGCGUACCCCGGAACCGGACUUCCCGGCGGGAAGACCUGUUGCGGAGCGGCCGGUCCGGCGGGGCUCCGCGCUGCGCCUCCGAGGGGCACUGCCGAAGCCGGCGAAGCGGGGCGGGUGGUGGCCCCGCCGGGAGGGCGCGCACGGGGGGCGGUGAAUUCCCAUCCUCGGCAGAGCCCCGGGGUGCCCUGGCUGCCCCUGCCCCGGAGGCGUGGGUGAGCCGUGCGGCAGCUGCCCAGCCCCAAACAUCGAGUGAAAAGGCCCAUCAGAUACCACUGAAAUACCUGCUUUCUGCCACUUCCCUCGUUUGACUUCAGCUGGCGGGCAGCAUGCCUUCCAUCGAGAACACCUCAAAACUUUUCCUGGUCCUUAUGUCAUUGCUGCUGGUGCUGCCAGUGGUUGAAGCCCUGGACACAGGAGAUACCAUCGCCUUCCUGCUGGGCCUCGCUGUCAGUGUCGUCGGGUUCUGUGCCUGCCUUGGCUUGUAUGCAAGGAAGAGGAAUGGACAACAAUGAUUUAAGAAGAUGCUCAGAUGAAGUUAGUUACCAAACCGUGGAGUUGAGCUCUGGGGUGUAAAACUGAGCUUUGGUUCUGGAUAACUUUCAAAAACCAUGUAGUAGAUAUUUCUGCAAACCCCUCUUACUGUGCAAUACAACAGAACCAAGACUGUAAGCAGAAAAAGGAAUUUGUAGGAUCUGUCUUCAUGGCAGUAAGACAAUUUUGUAUUGCUUGUGGUUAAAUAUUGCCUUAGAGUAGGGUAAGACCUUUUUGAAUGGGGAAAGAAAACCAUAGUGUGGUUCACAGUAAAAGUUUCUAAGUGGAACAUGUGAGGGAGACCAUCAACAAGUUCCACAGUUUUGGUUUCAAGGGUUAAUCAGGAGAAAGCAGCUAUUCCAGUCAGGAUUAUGGAGCUUUCAAAGCAUUCCUAACUAGACAGCUAGUGAGCAGACUGCUUUGACUUGUGUGCAUGUGCUUAUGUUCUUUGAAAUGACAGUUAACUCUUAACGGCUCCCUUCUGCUGUCACAGGGAUGAGACUUCACAGAACUAAGAAAACACGGAAAGCUUUUUUUUUCCUCGGUGUUUUUAUUUUAGAACAUGCCACUCCUGUAGCCUGUGUUCCUGUUACCAAGUAGACACACUUAAGAGUGGGGCCACUAUUUUUCUUUAACAUGUAUUUCACAUGUAAGGCUAUGUCAAUCAGAUUAAGGAUAUAUUUUUUGUCUCCUGUUUAUUUUUUGUACUCAGCUUUCCUUUACACAUCCCAGGCUUGAGGCUUAUUUCAUUUAGCAUUUGUAUUUUUUUUUCCAAAACGUUAUGCUCUCAUGAGGAAUUAUAUGAAAUCUUUCUGUGUUAUAAGGUUAUUAGAAUUUUAACAAGACAGUUGUGCGCGUGUUUCUUCUGCAGGAAGGAAAGAACAUGUUUGUUAAAAUCCUGGAUUUAGUCAGCAGGUCCAUUGUUCUUGAGUGUCUUCCUCAUGACAAACUUAUGUUGCUAGCCAAAUAUUUAGGCUUCUUACCUAACUGAUGCAUGAGUUCCACAGAUUAGAACCGAAAUCAAAGUAAAAAAUCCAGAUGCAAAAUGGGAGAUAUAAAUAGUCUUAAUCUGUGGUAUAUGGUUGAAAGACUAUUCAGUAGCAUAUUCAGGACCUGUUUCUUUCUGUAAGAAAGGUGAAAUGGCACAGCAAGAAUGUCUACCACAAGUCCCUCUGGCUUAUUUGGGUGUUCUAGCUGUCUGCUUGAGACAAGGAGCACAAGCAGCAGAGUAAGGAGCAUAGGAAGGUGAGCUCUCCACAGAAUCUCCUGAUUUUGUACCACUCUUGCUAGAAAUCUUGGCAUUUAUAUUUCAGAGCUGGGAAAAAGAGGUUAAAUGUGAUGCAGAGCUAUGUAUUUUGAUACUGUGCCUCCCCUCCCUCACUAAGUGUCUCUGUUCAGUAGAGCACAAAGCAAUGGGUAGUCAGGCAGGUCUUACAUAAGUAAUUGGGCAGGCAGAUCAUGUUUGCCAAAUUCUAAGAUUUCUGUAUUCUGCACGUCAUUUGUGGCUGGUUUGAUUUCUGUUUCCAGCCACUGAGGAGACAGAAGCCCUGGUUAUUUCAAUCUUGUAAGUCAUGUACCUCUCUCAUGGUUGAUAGAGGGAGGAAAGUAAAACGAAAGCUUCCAAAAAUUGCAUAAGGUUGAAAUUGUAGGACUUAACCCAGCAAACCGCAGAAUGUAGGUUUGUGCUCUCAAGUUACAGAAUAAUAAUGGUCACAGAGUUACUCUGAUGAGAUUUAAGACUUGCCAGGUAGCUUUUCUUGAACCUUUUGUGUGGCUUCCAAAAGUCAGAAAGGGAUGUGGUGCACAAUUACUAUGUACAAAUGAAAUUUACAGCCCUAGGAGGAGCUUCAGACUGUAGUGUCGCCUCUGAAGGCUGCCCAGCAGCAGUAGAUGAUCCUGUAUGUGAUUAUUCAACUGGGUGGAUGGAUGCACACAUCAAGUGUGCACUUCUGUGCUCCAAUUUAGGUAGACCAUUACCCUUUUAAAACAAAUAAAACCUCCAUUGACUUUUGUAUUUCCUAUAUUAAAAUUCAAGUAGUUUAUCAGUUUCUCAGUAGAGUAUUAAAUACUGCUCUUUCAAUACAAGCAGCUUUUCACAGGCUCUUUCAUCUUCACUUUGGAAAAGAUCCAUGGCAAUAAUUUCACAGAAUUGUGCAACAGUUUCGCUGCAGGAGAACCCAACUUUACAGUGGAAUUAGCACCAGGGUGAUGGGGGUAUGUGGAGCUCUGUUCUUGGCCUGAAGCUCCAAAGAUGUUUGCGCAGGCUAAUGGCUUUGUUUCCUGGUUCUGACAACUUUAUUGUUAAAAGACUUGCAUUUGUUGAUGAUUUGAGUGCAAAAUCAGAUACCUCUGCUUUUCUUCUGUCCUAAUAAACUUUCAUGUAUGAUUUGC
Apus apus (common swift) is the source of this 2926-nucleotide messenger RNA. RefSeq names its product small integral membrane protein 30 (gene SMIM30). The record is from RefSeq and is a predicted model, not a curated record. The coding region runs from base 331 to 516 and encodes 61 amino acids. The transcript has 2 exons. NCBI's taxonomy places the organism in Eukaryota, Metazoa, Chordata, Aves, Apodiformes, Apodidae.